CCCCGGGGAAGAGGCCGGAGAGCAAAGCCCGGGCGCCCGUCCGCUACUGCAUGCUGGGCACACGCGACGCAGCCAGGAACCCACAGACCCUGGUGGAGGUGACGUCCUUUGCUGCCAUUAACAAGUUCCAGCCCUUCAACGUGGCCAUCUCCAGCAACGUCCUCCUGCUGCUGGAUUUCCACAGCCACCUGACGCGCAGUGAAGUUGUGGGCUAUCUGGGGGGCCGCUGGGACACCAACACGCAGCUGCUGACGGUGCUGCGCGCAUUCCCGUGCCGGAGCCGCCUGGGCGAUGCUGAGGCUGCGGGUGCCGUGGAGGAGGAGAUCUGCCAGAGCCUGUUCCUGCGGGGGCUGUCCUUGGUGGGUUGGUAUCACAGCCACCCCUUCGGCCCCGCGCUGCCCUCCCUGCACGACAUCGACGCGCAGAUGGAUUACCAGCUCAAACUGCAGGGCAGUGGCAACGGCUUCCAGCCCUGCCUGGCCCUCAUCUGUGGGCCGUACUAUGCUGGUAACCCUGGUGUGGAGUCCAAGAUUGCGCCCUUCUGGGUGAUGCCACCGCCUGAGCAACGGCCCAACGACUAUGGCAUCCCCAUGGAUGUGGAGGUGGCUUACAUCCAGGAUGGCUUCCUCACCAACGACGUCCUGCAGGAGAUGACACUGCUGGUGGAGUUCUACAAAGGAGCCCCGGACCUGGUGAAGUUCCAGGAGCUGUGGAGCCAGGACCAGACCUACCUGGAUAAGCUGAAGGGCUCCCUGGCCUCUCGCAGCCCCAAGGACCAGAGCUUUGCCCACAUCCUGGAGCAGAUCUACGGCCUGCUGAGGCACAGCAGCUGAGCAGGAGCUGCAAUGGGGAGCAGGGGCUGCGAGCAGCACUGCAGGGAUGCAGCAUCGCCUGCUGCGCCUGGGAAGCCGACGGAAGGACCAGAGUCAGCAGCUGGGGGCACAGGGCAGGGCAGUGGGGGGCUCCUGGGGGCCCAACGCUUCUAUCGUGUAACAAAGCACGGAGAAAUAAAUGAGGAAACCUGUCUCACCUCCUUCACACACA
This is a messenger RNA of Meleagris gallopavo (turkey), 1044 nucleotides long. NCBI's taxonomy places the organism in Eukaryota, Metazoa, Chordata, Aves, Galliformes, Phasianidae. The record is from RefSeq and is a predicted model, not a curated record.